AAAGAAAAUUCAUAAAAUGUCUUAAUUUAAUUAAAACUCAUAAAAUAUGAAAGCUAAAGAACUAUUUGUCGCGUUAAUCAAUGCAAGUGAAAAGGCUGCAAACAUAGCACGUAAAUGCAGAAGCAAUCAACACUUGUUUAGUCUUUUAAUUGAAGAAAAAACUGGAGAUGAAAAGAACGACCGUUUCUUCCAUGACUUUAAAACACUUGCAGAUGUACUGAUACAAGAAACAAUUCGUUAUGAUGUCGGAAAACUAUUUCCAAGCAUAAAGGACAGCAUUAAAGGCGAAGAAAGUCAUGGAUUUGAAAAUGUUCUUGGAGAAAAAGUUAUAAUUGAAAUUGAUGAUAAUCGGGAAUGUACAUUCAAAAUGUUACGGAAAGUACUUGACAGUAAUGAUGAAGCAGCGAAGGAACUUACUAAUGAGAUCUUUAAAGUCAUAGAUACUGAAGUGGAAUUAAGCAUUUCCGAUGAUGAAGAAAUUGAUUUUGAUAUUGGAAUUUGGAUUGAUCCAAUUGAUGGCACUGCUGAGUAUAUAAAUGGAGUCGAUGAACUUACAGAAUUCUCAAACAUCCAGAAAAGUGGAUUACAAUGUGCAACAAUUUUAAUUGGAGUUUAUAAUAAAUCAACGGAACUGCCAAUUAUCGGAGUUGUUUGUAGUCCAUUUGCAGCAAAAGAUGAUGACGAUUAUGUCAGUAAAAUAUUCUAUGGCAUCUCCUUGAACGACAUUAAAUAUUCAAAUGUGCAGCCUCGAGUCAAUUCAAGGAAAAUUGCGAUAACAUCAUCAUCAGAACUGUAUAAAUGCAAAUCCUUUGAAGUUGCAAUGUCUGCAGGAGCAGGAUAUAAAGCAUUAAAAGUUAUUGAAGGAGAUGCUGAUAUUUAUUAUUUAAGUAAAGGAUCAACAUUUAGAUGGGAUACGUGUGCAUGUCAGGCGAUUCUAAGAGCUCUCGGUGGUGAUAUUGUUGAAUUUAAAAACAGUAUUAUUGAAAAACAACCCAUUCCAUUAAAAUAUCCUCAUAAUAAUGAAGAUAAAUGCAAUCGGAAUGGCUUGAUCGCUUACCAAGAUGUAAAUGACUUUUAUAAACUUCUUGAAGAUUUAUCGGAUGCAAUUUAAGUUUAUUGCUGCAACUUUUACUGACGAGAUGGAUUAAUGUAUCAAAUUGGUGUUUCCUUUCCUUGCUACUUUUAGAUUAAUGCCGUAAAAAACCAACGUUUUUUCAGAAUUUAGAUUCCAACGGCUUUUAACAUUGAAAAACAUUUGAAUCUCAAAAAGUCGUUGGAAAUCGGAUCAAUUUAAAACUCAAAAAGACGUUAUUUUUUUAAAACUUUUAUUCAACAUUAUCCUCACUUAUCUAUUAUAUACAAAAGCGAGUAAUUAUUUCAAAAUGAUUUUCGCCAUGCCUUGUUUCCUAUCAUUAAUCGUGCUCUACCGUAAGACCAUAUCUAGUCAUUAUAAUUAAUCAAUCAUUCGAUGUUGUGUAAUUAUGUUCCAUAAAUAAAAUAGGACGCAACUCAUUCCCAGACGAUUCAAAAAUGCGUGUUGUUUAUUUUAUGCAUGAAAAAUGUUUUUAAUAAUUUUUUUAUACAACUAGGACAACAUAAUAUGUAGGAAACAGAAAUAAAUUUGCAUGUAAAAAAAUUAUCUCGAUUAUUUUAUCCGGAAUCAAAUUGAUGGUUGGAAUUAAUUGCAUUAUGAUUUUCCACCAAAGCCCCCCAUCAUAUUUUGUAAACCGCUCAUACCGCCUUGCUGUAACUGUCGCAUCAUAUUUUGAAGUCCUGACAUUCCACCCAU
Molecule: messenger RNA, 1789 nt
Organism: Chironomus riparius
Lineage: Eukaryota; Metazoa; Arthropoda; Insecta; Diptera; Chironomidae
Source: the annotation of a GenBank genome assembly